Molecule: messenger RNA, 2275 nt
Organism: Chroicocephalus ridibundus (black-headed gull)
Lineage: Eukaryota; Metazoa; Chordata; Aves; Charadriiformes; Laridae
Product: transcription factor HES-5-like
Exons: 6
Coding region: 975-1460 (161 amino acids)
Biological process (GO): anterior/posterior pattern specification; regulation of transcription by RNA polymerase II; regulation of neurogenesis
Cellular component (GO): nucleus
Molecular function (GO): protein dimerization activity; DNA-binding transcription factor activity, RNA polymerase II-specific; RNA polymerase II cis-regulatory region sequence-specific DNA binding
Source: RefSeq, a predicted model, not a curated record
GUUCUCCAGGUUGCGGAAGAUUUCGUCGGGCGGGAGGGUGAUGCUCUUGUCCAAACUGCCGUGACCGCCACUGCCGCGCCCGCCCCGCUCCGCCAUUUUGAGCGCGACCCACUCCUCGCCUGGCCUCAUCGUGAGAGCACUAGGGUUGGCUAUUGCGGAGCUGUGUAUGUGGAAAGCAGCAUUGCAGGGGUUUCGAAUGGACACAAAGCUGGUCAGUUCUGGUUUUGUCUUACAAGAAGAAUCUCGUCCUGAACGCGGUCCUUGGGGCAGCACCGAAAAUAACCCAGAACCUACGUGAGAAAGGCUGUGCCGCGUCCUGCCCUCUGAGGGUCUAUAGCCUGCAGUGCCGGGGCAGAGGUGUGCUGGUCUUUCCCAGCGCCCUCCUUGUGCACGGGAGCGUGGCUGAGAACCUGGAAAUGGAAACGGUGGAGGGAAGUGUGCAGUGAGGCAGCCAGAAACGGCUCGUGUGUGCCUGUGCAUUUGUGCACGCUGCAGCGUGUGCCUCCCUGCGUCCCUGGAGAGGAGCGCAGCCCCACGCAGCGCUGUGUUUCGCGCCAUCGGCAGCUGACCUGCUCCUUCCUCCACACAUGUGAACCCAAGACUGCGCCUGGAAUGCUAUUGAUCUGUGGCAUUAGUCAGCAGCCUUUUCCCAUUGAAGGCCAGCUCUUUCCCAGCUUCUGACGCGUAAUUCUGAUCCCAGCCUUUCACGUACCACACACUCCCCACCUGCUCAUCUGGGAGAAGGUCAUUAUCCCCAGCCUAUUCACCGGCAAUGGAGCAUGCAAGAAUAGAUGCUUCUCCUUUUGUGCUGCCUAUCUCCCUGAUUGGCUCCGGAGUGUGGGAAACUCCACCAAGCUGGAGACCCACAGACUCUCAGGGAGGUUGCACAGUAUAAAUAUCGGGCAGAGGCAGCUUCCAGCAACACGCUUCUCCUGGACUUCCACUCCGAGACCUUCCCUCCUCUCUCAGGACAGAUGGCUCCCAGCACUGUGUUCAUGGAGCCCGACAACCUGCUGACGCCAAAGGAGAAAAACAAACUGAGGAAGCCGGUGGUGGAGAAGAUGCGCCGUGACCGGAUUAACAGCAGCAUCGAGCAGCUGAAACUGCUCCUGGAAAAGGAGUUUCAGAGACACCAGCCCAACUCCAAGCUGGAGAAAGCCGACAUCCUGGAGAUGACCGUCAGCUACCUGAAACAGCAGAGCCAGCUGCAGAUGAAGACUGCAGGAUCCUUCCAUAAAAGCUCUCAAUUUGACUUCAGAGAGGGCUAUUCUAGGUGUUUGCAAGAAGCUUUCCAUUUCCUCUCUCUUCAUAAAGUACGAACUGAGACACAGACCAAACUUUUAAGCCACUUCCAGAAGAGCCAGUCAGCUGCUACGGAGGUCACCUUUUCCCCUGGGAACCCCAGCACCCUGAAGCAAGCGUCUCCGAAAGAUGCUGGUACGCUCUGGAGGCCCUGGUAGUCAGGGGAGUCCUCACGUCGCGGCCCUUUGCCAGUCCAGAGGAAGGAUCUGACUGCAUCUGACAGUCCAGCUCCGGUCCUCUCUUCUGUAGGGAAUGUUAUUUCCCCGUGUAUUUUAUUUAUGUGUGCAAAGAAUGGCAUACUUCUGACUUUUAUGGGAUCCUUUGGCAAAAGUGCAGGCAUUCUGUGGAGUGGUACUGAUGCUGUGCAGAGGCUGGUGACGACAGCCCACAGCACGCUGCCCCGUCAGGGGCGAGUGUCUUCAAAAUGAAGGAGGGUCUUUUUGUAAAUGUUACAGUUGUGACGGACAAGAAUUGCUGUAGGAGAGAUUUCUCUAAUAUUGCUUGUAAGAGCCAUCAGCUUUGCUCUGGCUUGACUCGCGACGCUUGUUUGCUCAGUCACUCCAGAGGAUAAAGUUACUACUCUCUGGUUCAUGCGCACUUGAUUAAAAUCAGUUUCCCUCUGUUUGCUUUUCACUUGUACAGCAUCAAAGAUGGUUUCUGUUUUGCUUUGGAUUUUCCCCCAGUGACCCUUCCAUAGUCCUAGUACAUAAAGUGUGGCAGAUCAACAGAAGCUAGGAAACUAUGUGGAAUAUUUCUACUAUUUUGCUGCUUUUUUCAAUUUAGAAAAAGAGUAUGUUACUGCUUUAUGUUAAAGAAAAGGUAGUAGGUAAAAGGCUUAAUUGGUCAAUGUUAUACAUUUUGGGUGUAAGCUAUGCUUUUCCUAGCAUUUUCAUUAUAAUAAUGAUUUUUGUCUGUAUUAAGUGAUUUAAUUCAUGGUGGAUAAUGUAUCUCCCACACCUGGGACAGCCCUAUG